AUGGGGCAUGGUAUACAUGACCUAUUAGCCAAGUCUAAAUAUGUUCGCUUUCAUGGGUAUAGACUACCACCUGACUUUGGUGAGAUGCCUAGCAUUCUACUCGAGAACUGGUGCUGGAUGAAAGAUAUUCUACGGGGACUCAGCUGCCAUUACACCACUCUUCAUGAGAGUUAUUUGGUGGAUUGGCGGAAUCGGCACCCCGGCUCGCCCGACCCAUUCAAGAAAAUUCCGGAGGAUUUGCUAGACAACCUCAUCAAACAUCGGUACUUUAAUACGGGCCUCUACUAUUUACAUCAGCUCGUAUCUAUCUUCGAUCUACAGAUACACACUCUCAGCACAAACCAGGAAAUUGCCGAUCUCGAUGUUGGGAAGCUAUGGUAUGAUCUCCGCGAAGAGCUAGAGGGAAUGGAUUUUUCGGAAUGCAGAAAUGGAUUUGAGUUUGCGACGUUCAGUCAUUUGAUGGCUGGCUACGACACUGACCAAAGAAGUUGCACGGCUAUGGCCCAGGAUUUGUUCCUUUCUACCUUUUCUCACGACCCUUGUAAUAUGGACACUUGGGCUAGCUAUCGCCGCGGAAUUUUGGAGUAUGGUGGAAGUCAGCAGAACUUACUACAGAUGUUGGAAAACUUUCUGGGACGUCCUCCAAACAUGUAUGUCAUUGUGCAAGGCUUCUUGACACGGUCAGAAAGUCAGGAGUAG
Penicillium canariense is the source of this 699-nucleotide messenger RNA. RefSeq lists its product as uncharacterized. Lineage: Eukaryota; Fungi; Ascomycota; Eurotiomycetes; Eurotiales; Aspergillaceae. The record is from RefSeq and is a predicted model, not a curated record. Gene Ontology annotation, molecular function: metalloendopeptidase activity. The transcript is spliced from 3 exons. Gene Ontology annotation, biological process: peptide metabolic process; proteolysis. The coding region runs from base 1 to 699 and encodes 232 amino acids.